CCUAUUAAACCUGAAAUCGUGGGAUGCUAAACUAAAGUUUUCCCCUUCUUCUAACCGUACAUACCCAUUUUAACCCCGAAUUCAGGGAAUGUUUUCUAAAUCCCAGCCAAUAGGAGGACUCAAAAUCUUUCUAACGCCGUAUACCGUAACCGAAUCCAACUUUUAAAACGCGAGAUUCUCAUUACAAAAGCCAUCUAUUGGAGGAAAAAUAAUGGAUUUCUGGUGAACUGACUAUACAAUGUGAAGAAAUGGAAUUAUCAGGAAAGUCGUGAAAACUCCCGUUUGUAUGAGCUACAUAAAAAUAAGUGUUAUAAAAAUGGCCGCUUUCCAGUUUACCUCGUUAAAUCUGCAAAUGGCACAAGAUUAUUUUUCUAAUUUAAAUCCAUUAGCUCAGCGUAUUGCAUCUGAUAUAACCACUACAAAGUCAUCAUAUGGCACGCUUUGGUAUACUUUGAAAGCAACUCAACAAAAUGAGAUCAUUAACGAAACUCUAAUAACACCUGAAAUUUCUUUGAAGUACUUGGAAACUAUGUCUCUGUCUGCUUCAUCGUUAUCAUCAAAUUCAUCUUCGUCUAUCUCAUCUUGUGCUAGUUUAAGUACAACAAGUGUCAAACAUAUUUUGCCGUCGUCUUCAAAGAGCAGAGGACAAAAUUAUUCACCCAAUUCAAAUAAUAGUAAAACAUCGAAUUCGUUAACUGAUAUAUUAUUGCAGACUCAAAAUUUAUUGUCCAACAAUUUGGUUGCACGCGCUAAACACACAAUACAAUCACAUCAACUUGGAAAAUUAAAACCUCCAUCGUCUCCACCGCCACUUCCUCCAACUACAAAGAAAAAAUUGACGAAAACCGAAAAUGCUGAAAAACAAAAAAACAAAUUAAAAACAAAUCAAGUAAAGGCUACCAAUGAGAAAACGAAUUAUAUUUAUGAUGGAAUCAACCUCCAUACAUAUACCGCUCAGAAAGUGGCUCUAAAAAUUAUUUAUGAUGAUGUAUUAGGGGCAUACCGCGAUGAACAUUCGCAACCUUUCAGUUAUCGCACAAAAUCACAGAUUGAUCUACAGAAGCAGUAUUAUGAAGCUGAUUUGGAUGACAUAAAUCUGAACACUAAUUUUGAUUAUAAAUGCCCUACUUCAAACGAGCCGAGAAAUGGAAAUUUGGCUGAAAAUGUAGCUCUAACUAAAAACUCUGAACGCUUACAAAAGGAGUUGAAGAGCACCUUUAAUAACCAUUUGGAGAUUUCUAGAAAAAAUAAACGACUAAUACCUCCAUCGCCAGAAGUAUUCAAGAUUCCACCUGCUAAGGCAACUCAAGCGCUUUCUUCACGAAAUUUUAAUACGUGUAAAAAUAAAUCGAGCAAAUAUUUGUUGAAAGAAAAUGUUGAAAAGCAUACAUCCGAAGACUCAUUAUUACUCGACUUCAAACCCAAACAAUCAAAUUUGAAUUAUGCCGUAUAUACAGAUGUCUACUUUGAACAAGGCGAAUCAGCCACACUAAUGCGCAAUUGCAGCCACAGCGGAAUUCUGAUGGCAUCCUCAAACUCGUCAACAACUACAUCCGAUGACGACGAACAUAAUAAUCACGAAUUUGAUGACGAAAAUGAUGAGGAAAAAACUUUGUGCGAAGAUAUCCGGCUUUUAGAGAACGAUUUAAUUUUACGUAGGGGAUUCGAUUUUCUGAAUAAUUGGUAAAGAAAUUUAAAUGAUAUAAAUAAGGCAAUGAACUAUUAUUAAGUGGAUAUGAUAUCAGACACAUCAUUGAAUUUAUUUUUUACUUUUAACUCUUUAGUCUGCAAAAGAAAAAAGCCAGUGUUUACAUAAAAGAGUUUCAAAACUAUCAUAUUUUACAAAGCUUAUAUUUCUGCUUCUACGCAAGCAGAUUUUUUUUUGCAGUUUUUAACAUCACUUUGUUUAAGAAAUUAUUGGUAUAUUUGCGUGCACAUAGUCAACAUUUUAAUUUUAAUUCCAUGAAAAGAAAAAAUGGUGUUAUAAUUAUUUGCACCGAUAUUAGUGAUAACGAAAUUAGACCUACGUACUGCUCAAUAUACACCAUAAACUUUUAUUGACAUUAAAUAUUUGAUAAAUGUGGCUGCAUAUGCUAGAUUUCGUAUAUUAUAUUAAUUGUGACGUAUUUACGUAGAUUUUAAAUGUUGCAAACAAUUAGUAAACAUUACCAUUGAUUCCAGAACAGCUAAUUUUUGGUGCAUGCACGACAUGUUGAUUACGUACUUUGUAGAUAUUAUAUUUAUAUAACAUAACAAAUAAAGGCAGCUGGGAUUAUCUAAAUUGUGGAACUAAAUAGUUAUAGGGAGAAAUGUUAUCAUUUAAUAUAUGCACAUAUAUUAAGACUCGGAGACGGCAGGACACCAAAUAACAUUAUCAUUAAAAUAUAAAAACAUCAUCGAAAAAAUAAUAGAAAUGAAGAAAA
Molecule: messenger RNA, 2423 nt
Organism: Bactrocera oleae (olive fruit fly)
Lineage: Eukaryota; Metazoa; Arthropoda; Insecta; Diptera; Tephritidae
Source: RefSeq, a predicted model, not a curated record